ACAAAAACUUUAAAAAUGUUCAAACAGGUGAUCUUCGCUGCUCUCCUUGCUGUCGUGGCUGCUAAGCCCGGCAUCCAUUCUGUAGCCUACCCUGCACCAUAUGUCGCCGCUGCUUACACCGCUCCUGUGGCUGCAGCUUACACCGCCCCCGUGGCUGCAGCUUAUACCGCCCCUGUGGCUGCAGCUUACACUGCUCCGGUUGCCGCAGCGUACGCACCCUAUGCCGCAGCAUACACUGCUCCCGUCGCAGCAGCGUACACAGCUCCAGUAGCGUACUCUUCACCUCUUGUGGCCGCAGCGUACAAAGCUCCCGUCUUCUUCAAAUAAAAUCGAUAAUUGAUGCAAUUUUUUUAAAGUAUAUAAAUAAACGAUUGUGAUAUGUAUAAUAA
Molecule: messenger RNA, 389 nt
Organism: Vanessa atalanta (red admiral)
Lineage: Eukaryota; Metazoa; Arthropoda; Insecta; Lepidoptera; Nymphalidae
Product: pupal cuticle protein C1B-like
Exons: 2
Coding region: 16-327 (103 amino acids)
Source: RefSeq, a predicted model, not a curated record